GUGAAACUGUCAGCCCCCCGAACGAACCGGCAUGGCUCGGACCAGCGUGGACGACGACGCGACGGUCCCCCACGAAGACGAACAAGCACUCCUCAAGAAGACCUCCGCUCGGGUGGAGGAUACGUCGUAUGUCGGUGGUGUUCCGAACCUCUGGCAUCCAUCGCACAUCGGCCUCAUGAUCACGUACGCGGGGGUCGGCGUCCUCCACGGCGCGUUUCCCCGCACAGUGUAUCCGUUUUUCCGCAACUAUCUCAACAUGGACGGGUACCAGGUCGCAGCGUGCACGAGCAUUAUCGACAUGGCGUGGUCGUUCAAGGUCUUCUUUGGGCUCGUCAGCGACAGCGUGCCCGUUUGGGGGUACCGUCGACGUCCGUACGUGUUGCUCGGAUGGGUGAUUUCCCUGGCGUUCAUGCUGCACAUUGCGACGACCCCCGCCGAAGCGCCGUAUUACACCAAGGGACAGAUCCUGUCCGUGCCCGACGUUCAGCUCCGCCACGUAGACAACCCCCACGCCCCGGCUGACGGCACCAAGUACAUCUUGCUUCUCAUGGGGGCGAGCAUGGGCUACGUCAUGGCCGACGUCGCGUGCGACGCUGCUAUGGUCGAGCUCGCGCAAACCGAGCGCGAGGACGUUCGGGGGCACACGCAGAGUUGGUCGUACAUCAUCAAGUAUAUGUUUAACAGUAUGGCCACGGGGGUUGUGGGCUUGGUCCUCAACGGUCCCGAGUAUGGGGGAGCGUUUACGUGGUCGAUUUCGUUCAACGCGCUCAUGUGGGGGCUCAGUGGUGUGGUGAUGGCCGUGCUUCCCGCCGUGUUUUGUUUUCCAGAUAAACUGCCCCCGUCGGUGUCCCCCCUCGGUGAAAAGUGCCGGGAAAUGUACACCGUGGUUACCCAACGUGCCAUUUGGCAGACCAUGUGGUUCCAGUACCUGAACGGGUUCUUCUUGGGCUUUGACGCUGCCCCCAGCAGCGUUGUGGCGUCGGACUGGGCCCACGUUGAGCCCAUCAACGACAGCAUCUUUAGCAUGGCGUCCACAGCCCUAAUGGCGCUCGGCAUGUACGUCACGAACCGGUGCUUCCUCGAUGCCGACUGGCGGGUCCUUGUCGGCGUCACGACGGUGGCAAUCGUAGCGCUAGAUUCGUUUGUGAGUGCGUUAACAAUCUACGAUGUUGUGCGCAACCAGUGGUUUUACCUGGGUGCCCCCGUGCUCAACAACCUGCCCCAAGGCAUCCGCUUUGUCGUGUCGGGGUUUGUGAUCGUCGAGGUGGCUGACAUGGGCCACGAAGGCGCCACGUAUGGCCUGGUCACAACGGUGUCGAAUCUGGCCACCCCCCUCGCCAGCGCCGCGUCGAGCUUUAUCGACGGAUUCUUCCACGUGUAUCAAGCCGACAUUGACAGUGACACCCCCCCAGUGCGCAACCGAGUUGCAUAUACCUACGCGGUUGCGUACGCCAUGAAAUUGACCAGCCUAUUGACCCUCGUCCUUCUCCCGGGGCAGAAGCGCCAAGCCCAAGCGUUGAAACGAGAUGGAGGGCGUUAUCCGUGGGUUGGGUUCUGGACGCUGGUGGUAACUGGAGCCUCGCUCGUGGCCGGUGUGGUGACGAAUCUCCUUGCGAUUGUGCCUGCCACCGCCUGUAUGAAAGUCGCAGGGGGGCCAGGAUGUAGCCCCAAAAGUAGUGCCUUUGCUGGAUGGUAAAUGUGACGUGGGAAGUUAGUUGUGUGUAGUAGAAGAAUCGGCAGAAGGAUUUAGCCAAUCAUCAACAUGCAAUUAGUGUGUUAAAAUCAAAUUCACGUUAAUGGAAUACCAAUCGUCCGAA
Molecule: messenger RNA, 1817 nt
Organism: Aphanomyces astaci
Lineage: Eukaryota; Oomycota; Saprolegniomycetes; Saprolegniales; Verrucalvaceae
Exons: 3
Coding region: 32-1696 (554 amino acids)
Source: RefSeq, a predicted model, not a curated record